Messenger RNA from Sipha flava (yellow sugarcane aphid), 2511 nucleotides. It is a transcript of the gene Vang, whose product is annotated as vang-like protein 2. Gene Ontology annotation, biological process: multicellular organism development; Wnt signaling pathway, planar cell polarity pathway; establishment of planar polarity. Gene Ontology annotation, cellular component: plasma membrane. The record is from RefSeq and is a predicted model, not a curated record. NCBI's taxonomy places the organism in Eukaryota, Metazoa, Arthropoda, Insecta, Hemiptera, Aphididae. The transcript has 9 exons. Bases 247 to 1929 code for a protein of 560 amino acids.
UUUUAUUUUUUCUCGACGUAACAUUUUUUUCCCGAGCUUAAAGAUGUCGUCUUAACUUCGUGUUACGCAUUAAAUGUAUUAAAUAUUCUUAUGUCGGGUGUGUUACGCGUACAUGAAAACACACUGAGCCUUUGUCAAAGUAAAAUUGUAAAAAGCAAAUAUUCAAUUCAUUCAAAUCCAAUGUUAUGUACAUAUUCCAGUGUCGAACAUCUGUUUAGGUGAUGUGCAUUGCUUGGGGUAGUCAUUAUGGACACCGAGUCUAUCAGGUCCAUGAGCGAGUAUAGUUCCAAAUCCAAGUACAAGAGUCACACACUUAAAUCAGAUGGUAAUCAUAGAUCCAACAGUUACAAAAACAAUAUUCACUGUGCUCGCAAAUAUUCUGAUAGCUUAACUAAUCCUUAUGAAUCAACUAUGGCUCCAUAUCAAACUACAGUCAUGUUAGAUGAUACCAGAGAUGGCCAAGAUGUUGUUGAAGUACAAAUAUUGCCUCAAGAUGAAAAUUGGGGUGAAAAUACUACAGCAAUUACUGGAAACACUUCUGUUCAGUCAGGAUCAAUGGAAGAAAUGGGUGCUCUUUGGCCAGAUACUGAGCAAAAAAGCGCUUUUCCAUUAUUGUGCCAUCGUUAUAUUGCUAAUACCUUGACAGGACUUUUGUCUCUAGUCGCAUUUCUUAGCCCUUUGGCUAUGCUAGUUUUACCAAAAUUAGGCUUUUUUAGUCCUGCAGCUACAAAUCUUAGUCCUCAACAAAGAGAAACUCUAUUAAAUUGUGGUGCAGAAUGUAAAGGAGUGCUAGUUUCACUGGCAUUCAAAAUGUUUUUAUUAGCUGUGGCAUCAUGGGCAAUUUUUUUACGUCCUGUAAAAGCCACUAUGCCUCGUAUUUACGUAUUUAGAGCAAUUGUAUUAGCAUUAAUAUCAAUUUGUUGUGGUACAUUUUGGCUUUUUUAUGUGGUUCAAGUCACAGAAGGAGUCCGAGCCACAGCUACGGGUGAAGAUUUGCUUGAGUAUCGUGCUCUAGUAUCAUAUUCUUCAUCUUUAUGUGAUUGCCUUCUCUGUGUACAUUAUGUUGCCAUAGUAUUAAUGGAAAUUAGACAUCUUCAGCCUGCUUUUUACAUAAAGGUUGUUAGGAGCCCUGAUGGUGAAAGUCGAUCAUAUCCUAUUGGUCAGUUAAGCAUUCAACGAGCUGCAGUAUGGAUUCUUGAACGAUAUUAUACUGAAUUUUCUAUAUACAACCCUUACUUGGAGCGUUUACCAGUCUCAAAAUCUAAAAAGAAUGCUUCUAGUUUUAAAUUUUAUGAUAUCGAAGGUAUUGGAAGUAAUACUCUUCAAAUGAGUCAGUCUAGAGGCACAAUGAAUGGCCAUGCCAGACGCCGAGACUCAAGUCAUAAUGAGCGUUUCUAUGAAGAACAUGACUAUGAGCGACGAGUAAAAAAGCGAAAAGCUAGACUCCUAACAGCUGCUGAGGAAGCAUUUACUCAUGUAAAACGUUCUCAUCAUGAUCCUGGUGGUGGUUCUACCAUGGAUCCCUAUGAAGCUGCUCAAGCCGUCUUCCCAACAAUUGCACGAUCUCUUCAAAAGUAUUUGAGAGUAACCAGACAACAGCCUAGGCAUACUGUGGAAACUAUUUUGUCCCACCUUGCUUUAUGUUUAACUCAUGAUGCUUCGCCAAAAGCGUUUUUAGAACCUUAUUUAAGUGCAUCUCCAGUAUUACAAAAUGAAAAAGAACAAAAAUCACUCCAGUCUUGGUCAUUAAUUUGUAAUGAGCUUUUGACCCGAGCACUUAAAGAUGGGACAGUAUUUCAACUACGACAAAAUGAUAUAUCACUUUUGUGUACAAUACAUACCCUGCCUCAUUUCAGUAUUACUGAAGAAGUUAUUAACCCAAAAUCAAAUAGAUUUGUACUAAGGUUAAACUCUGAAACUUCUGUUUAAUUUUUUUUCCUUUGUAACUAUUAGUGAUUUGACGAACAAAGGUAUAUUGUAUUUUCUAGUCUUCAAAUUGAUUUAAGUGACUAUUUACUUAUUUUUAUCCUUAUACAUUAUUAUAGUUUUUAUAAGUUUUCUUUGACACCAUCUCAUACUUGCUAAUUUUUUUAAUUGACAAUAUCUUUUGUCUUAGUAAUACUUUGUUUGUACUUUCUUUUUUCUUAGCUAUUUGAAUAUUCUUUUGUAAAAUGGUUAUAUUAUACAAGGGUCUUCAUUUUAUACCACGACAUUGAUAAAAUAUUAAAGAUGACAUAUUUUUUAUCUAGUUUUCUACUAAUUCAGUCUUAAAAUUGUAAGCUGAUAAAAGUAAUAAACUUUAUUUUCUCUUAAAAACUCGACAAUAUUUACAAUUUUCCUUUCAAAAAGACUGUCAAAUAAAAAAAAUUAUGAAUAUAAUUCUUUUUUUAUUGAAAUUAAAUGCCAAAUGUAAUAUUUUAAAGCUCAACUCAGUGGGGCCAUGAACAAUUUGCCAUUGUCUAAACAUUUAUUCUCUAGAAUAUAUGUUAUUUCUAAAGCAGUAUUAUUUUA